Dunckerocampus dactyliophorus (ringed pipefish) is the source of this 4310-nucleotide messenger RNA. RefSeq names its product cohesin subunit SA-1 (gene stag3). NCBI's taxonomy places the organism in Eukaryota, Metazoa, Chordata, Actinopteri, Syngnathiformes, Syngnathidae. The record is from RefSeq and is a predicted model, not a curated record. Gene Ontology annotation, biological process: sister chromatid cohesion. Gene Ontology annotation, cellular component: chromatin; cohesin complex; nucleus. Gene Ontology annotation, molecular function: chromatin binding. The coding region runs from base 223 to 4032 and encodes 1269 amino acids. The transcript has 32 exons.
AUGGACGCGUGCCAUAGAGGACCCGUUGAGUGUCGGGACAUGCAAGGAGGGGAAGCGUUGAAUCAAUCCUGUCAAUAUUUUAUGUCAGUUGCUUAAAUACUUGGAAGUUACGAAUGGGCUCCAAUUAAGCGACUGCUUUGUAACCAAAAAUGUGGCUACAAAUUUUGCUACAUGUUAUAUUACAAAGAUAAGAUAAAGCUAGUUUGGCGCUAGGUAACAGGAAUGACCAAUCUGAAGCAAGCGGUAGCUUUCAAGUACCAAUCACAGACUUCGUUACUGUGGCUCUGGCCAAUCAGAAUCUUUGUUGUUAGAGUGUAUUUAGUCUUUCCGCGCCUUUCCUGUGACUGGGACAAGAAGUCAAAAAACUUAGCCUGUCUCAUGGGGAUCCCUGAUGCUGCAUCAAACAUGUCAAGUGACGACUCUGACAGCUUUGAUGACUUGUCAGAUCUAGAUGAAGACUAUGUGGUCCCAGCGAAAACCACAAAGCGGAAGAAACAAGCGCCGGCAAACUCAGUUCCCAAGCCACCCAAGAGGCAGAGACGUAAAGCUGCAUUGAGAGCGACACCCAACUCGCCGAGCAGCCCCAUCUCCUCUCCACCAGACGCUGCUCAGCAGGAACAGUCCCCCCAAGGGACCCCCAUGCAGACCUCACCCCAGCCUGGGACAAGAGUAGUGAACAGGGGCCAUCGGGCUAUCAGUGCAAAGGAUAUCUUUGAAGCUGUCAGCUCUGGAAAGAGCGCCCUGGUGACGGUGGUCGACGAGUGGCUGGACGCCUACAAGCGAAGUCAUGAGACAGGGAUGCUGGUUCUCAUCAACUUCAUUGUUCAAUCCUGUGGAUGCAAAGGAGUGAUUACCAGAGAGAUGCUCGACUCCAUGCCAAAUGCGGAUAUCAUCGCCACACUGACCAAACAGUUUGAUCUGAAUUCAGUGACAUAUCCUCUGUCCAAGCCGGGCCCCUCGCUGAAGCGAUUCAAAGCAGGCCUGUGUGAGUUUGCCCGGGUCCUAGUGCGCUCCUGUCGGGGUAGUCUCAUUUACGACGGGUACCUCUUCCCCUUUGUGCUGUCUCUACUCACCGGGCUCACAGACUCCCAAGUCAGAGCCUUCAGACACACCAGCACCCUACUGGCCAUGAAGCUAAUAACUGGGCUGGUGGAAGUAGCUGUAAUGGUGUCCUUCCAGCUGCACACCAUCCAGCGGCGCUACAACCUGGAGAAGGGUAAGGAGGUACACGAACAAGACUCUGAGCGACUGGAAGAACUCCAGGCCACCAUCAGUCAGCUGCAGGAGAACAAAGAGGAGUUGUCAUCCAUGAUAAACACCACCUUUCGUGGCAUUUUUGUGCACCGCUACCGCGACCAACUGAUGGAGAUCCGGGCAGCGUGCAUGGAGGAGCUUGGAGUAUGGCUCAGGACCCACCCCGAGUACUUCCUCACCGACGGCUAUAUCAAAUACUUGGGCUGGAUGUUGAACGACAAGCAAAGUCUGGUGCGUCUGCAGUGUGUGCGAAGCCUGCAGGCUCUGUAUCAGGAGGAGGAGUUCAUUGGCCGCCUGGAGCUUUUCACCAGCAGAUUUAAAGAGAGGAUGGUCAGCAUGGUAAUGGACAAGGACCAAGAGGUGGCAGUGGAAAUGGUCAAGCUUUUGGUGCUAAUCCACCAGGGUACGGAGGAAGGCCUGGGGGAGAAGGAGUGCGGUCAUAUCUAUUCCCUGGUUUACGCCUCGAACCGCAGCCUGGCAUCUGCAGCUGGCCUCUUCCUCUAUAAGAAGCUGAAAAGUGUCAUUGACAGCGAGAAUCAGAGGGACAUGAAUGUGGACUUUUUCCAAAUCCUCAUCUCCUUCUACAUUCAGUGUGAGUUCCAUGAGCAUGGGACCUACCUGGUGGACAGCCUGUGGGAUGUAGCCAGUUCUGAGCUAAAAGACUGGGAGGGAAUGACCACACUUUUACAACAAGAAACUGGUUUGAUGGACGAGGAGGAGGGCGCGCUCAUUGAGUUGAUGAUGUGCGUGAUCCGACAAGCAGUGGAAGCCACGCCACCCAUUGGGAGAGCGCUGGCCAAGAAGGGCCUGAAUAUGAAGGAAAAGAAGAUCCAGGAACAAGACAAGAGGCGUGUCACCACCCAUUUCAUCCCCCUGCUGCCGCAAAUGCUGACCAAGUACUCGGCAGAUGCAGGGAAAGUAAAGCUCCUUCUGCAAGUGCCUCUGUACUUUGACCUGGAGAUGUACAGCAGCGUACAAGGGAUGGAGAAGCAUCUGGACCAGCUGCUGUCUCAGAUAUGCGGGAUUGUGGUGAAGCACACGGACGCCGCCGUAUUAGCCGCAUGCGGUCGCCUGUUCAGCACGCUUUGCUCCGACCACUACACCUUCUCCUCCCGUUCUUGCCUGGCAUUUAGUCAGCUGGUGGACAGCCUGACCGAGUGCUUCAGCACCUAUUUGAGCGACUUGCUGCAGGGCACUACCGAUGAUGAUGUUUACAGUGCAGCCAUGGCCUUAAAAAGGAUUGCGGCCUUGAACAGUGCCAAAGACCUAACAGCUUGGAGGUUGUUUGACUCCUUCAUGGACCUUCUUAAAAGCAGGCUGGAGUCUAGAGAGCUGGAUGAGAAACUCAUCUUGUCAGCUUUGAGCUGCUCCGCUUUCCACCUGAUGUGGGCCAAAGUGAACGCGCACAACUCUGCACUCAGCGAGGAGAAGGUGAGGCACCUGAAGAAGGAUGUCCUUUCCUUCUGCCACAUCUGCCAGACGUGUUUGUGUCUAGACAAGGCUGAGAUCAGGGAUGAGGCCUUUAAGCUGCUCUGUGAUCUGCUGCUGCUUUACAGCACCAAUUCUGUCCGCUCUGAACCCGCCCUCCAAAGCUUGUACAUCUUGCCCUCCGAUGCAAUGCGUGCUGAGCUGGCAGCUUUUCUUCUGGACUAUGUCUUCUCAUGCUCUGACAAUGUGGUAGUGGAAGACGAGCAAGAGGAGGAGAUUGCCCUUCUUCAGAAGAAUCGCCUCCACCUGGCCGGCUACUGCAAGUUGGUCAUCUACGGUGUGCUGGACCUCACAGCCGCCACUGACAUCUUCAAGCACUACCACAAGUAUUUUAGGGACUUUGGCGACAUCAUCAAAGAAACCAUAAUCAAGACGAAGGCAAUCAGUCCUGUGCUGAGCGCCAAGACUCUCUGCCUUUGUCUACAGCAGCUCUUCUCAGAGAUACUGAUGGAGGACGUCAGCAGGCAGGAUAUUAGCAAGAUCCGAGAUUUAGCAAAGAGGCUCACCCUGACUUUCGGCACUGACCUUCAACGUGCUCGCACACCUCUGGUGGCUCUGCACAAGGACGGCAUAGGUUUUGCCUUCCGUGCUCAACAGGAAGGAGAAGAGCAGUUCCCCAACGUGGCCUUCCUGGAGAUCCUCAGCGAGUUCAGUUUGAAGCUGCCCCAACAGGAGCGGACCCAGUUGACUGCUUUUCUAAAAUCCCAGUGUCCCCCUGCUGCCCUCUUCUGGCAACCAGUCAGAGUGUAUCAGCUCUCCUUGGAGGGCCGUGCCCCUGCCAGACCCAUUUUGGAGAUGGAAGAGAGAAGGGAAGCCGUCACUUCACAAACCACCCCGGUUACUAAGCGCAGGAAGAUCUCCGCUCAAGGGUCUGUGUCUAGCACGGUGAAAAAAUCCUGGUUGGACAGCAGCAGCAUCCGCAGUGGUCUGUCCACUCCGGCCUUCACCUCCACGGCCCAGAAGCAGCUCUCCACACUGCUUGUUGAUCCCAGGGAAGAUGUCAUCUUGGAAUCGGAUGUUGGCAGCGGUUUAUCUGAGACUAAGUCUGAGGAUGAGUUCUCCACACGGUCACAGAUGCGAAAGGUGCGUCCCACCAAGCGACACCACUCCUCCUUCCGGCAGCAGGGUUCCACCUUGACUCCUCAAGAACUGAACAACCAUCUCACCUUGCUAUCGCUGAUAGAGGAUGAUGCCGCAGAACAAGAAAUUGACGAAUACGAAAGCGAGUCUUCAUACAGGCUGCCCUCCACCCGUCACAGCACUAGUGUCAUUGAUGAACUGUUUGACUGAAGGCCUGUCGACUUUUGAUGCAACAUGUCUGAUUUGUGUUUUGCACGUUUGUAAACCUCUGUUUUGCAGCUAUGGAUUUUGUAAUAUGGGUUAGAGAGAUGAAUUAAUUGAACAAAAACAGGGUCUGAAUGUUAUUGUUGUUAUAAAUUACAAGCACAAAAGAGCUGUUUUACUUGAUCCCUGUGCAAGACACUGCUCUCUGUUUCAUGUUAACGAAACCUAUAUUUCUGUUAUGUCUUGUUAAUUUAACAAAAUAAAUUAGUGUUUAAUUGUUGAAA